CCCUCGCGCCGCGCCGCGGACGACGCCGUGCGCCGCAGUUGUCGUCGUGCGCCGCCCGUCCGCGCCGCCGCCUGCCGCGGUCUGGGGUGGUCGGUCGGUGGCCGGUCGGACCGGCACACAGUGGGAGGACGCGGUGGUGACAGGGAGCGCCGCCGAAACAGCACCAGGACGGAAACAUGAACGGUCGUGACCUGUCCAUCGUGCUGGGCUGCGUGGCCGGCCUGGUAGCCGCGCUGCUGUUACUGGCCGUGGUCCUCCUGUGUCGCCGCUGGCGCCGACGCCGGAGGAAGCCCCUGGCAGAGAAGGAGAGACGCCUCUCAGUCCGCACUGUGAAGCGCCACCCUCUGCACAGCACCGUGGGUGUGCCCGUGCAGCCAGCAGAGGUCGGUGCCGACCUCUUCCUGGAGCAGUAUGAACGUCGUCACGGUCAGAUCAAGAGUCAGGAGCUCCUGCGAGCUGCGCUCUCCCGAUCCAUGGAACAUCUGGUGCUGGAGCCGGGAGCGAAGCCGGGCUACAUGCCCACGGUAGCGCGGGAUGGGGGCGAGGAGUCCGUGUCGCCUUCUGAACAGUCCUCAAUUGCGUCCGACGAGGAGGGACAGGGCUCUCGGGCUGUGCAGGUGCGUCCUCGACUCGAGUUCCACGUGGUCUACACGGCGGUAAACCGGUCUCUAACCGUGUGUCUGAACCGUCUGCUGAACCCGCCUCUGCGCUACCGGGACCGGCCGUUCCUGGUGCGCCUGACGGUGCUCGGUCAACAACAGGAGUCGCGGCCGCUGCAGCUGGACAGUCAGCAGCAGCAGCAGCAGCAGCAGCAGGUGCUGACGUUUGCCGGCGUGGAGGCCGACUGGCUGGAUCAGGGCCAGCUCAGCUGCCACCUGUACGUCAAGCGCUACAGCAGCCUCACCGAGAAGCUGAUCGGCGAGGGCAGCGUCAGACUGGCGGAGCUCGGCCUGGCCUCUGGCACACCGGCCGCCUGUAACGUCAUCUUCAGCAAGCCCGGCAAAAAGAGGACGAUCCCGCUGCAGCCGAGUCACACCUCAGCCGCCGACGAGGCGGGUCUGUCUCCUCCGACCCUGGGGCAGCUGCUGCUCAGCCUGCGCUACAGUCACGCACAGGGCAGGAUGACCGUCUUCCUGCGCCGGGGGGAGAACCUGCCGGACUCGCGCGGACUGGUGAGCCCCGAGUUCUCAGUGGCCGUCAUGCUGCUGAAGGCCGGUGACGAGGUCGGCCUCCAGCAGUCCCGCAGAGUGUCAGGCAGGGCGCCCGUCUGGAACCAGUCGUUCCACUUUGACAUUCCCGAGGCGGAGCUGGAUCUCCACUGGAUUCAAUGCAUUGUGAUGGCCUCCAAGAUCUACAGCAAGGACAGACGCGUGGGCUUCUGCCAGCUGGGUCCAGACACCAGCCCCAGCGGAGCCCAACACUGGGAGGAGAGCCUCAAACCCAAAAAGGACGAUACGCCAAAGUGGCAUCCGCUGCUGCCGGCUGCAGAGUAGAGACACUUGGUGGUGGAACGGUGAACCUGUGGUUACUCGGUCGCACGCCAGGGGUGGGUCGAGAUUCGAGAAAUAUUGGACGUGGUCGGAGACCGCUCGACCAAAUGGAAAGGUGAACAUUGUGAAGUUGUUGUGUAAAGUAUUACUAGGUAAAUGCUGGUUGACGUUAGCAAUGUUAUUGAAUAAUCGUGAUGAUUUAGUUUUAUGUGAUCUAGGAUCCAUUACAAUCGGAUGUCUUUAACGGAUCGUCGGAUGUAUGUAGAAUAGUGAAGAAGAGCGGCGAACUGUAUCGUACCGUUACCUGUGUGAACGUUAACAAAGCGUCGCUCCUAGCUCCCAUAAGAUAUUCGUAUCAGUAAUAUAUCAUAAAUAAAACCAGCUAGAAAA
Molecule: messenger RNA, 1880 nt
Organism: Amphibalanus amphitrite
Lineage: Eukaryota; Metazoa; Arthropoda; Thecostraca; Balanomorpha; Balanidae
Product: synaptotagmin-4-like
Exons: 6
Coding region: 177-1493 (438 amino acids)
Biological process (GO): cellular response to calcium ion; vesicle fusion; regulation of dopamine secretion
Cellular component (GO): synapse; axon
Molecular function (GO): SNARE binding; calcium-dependent phospholipid binding; phosphatidylserine binding
Source: RefSeq, a predicted model, not a curated record